This is a messenger RNA of Necator americanus (New World hookworm), 972 nucleotides long. RefSeq lists its product as uncharacterized. The record is from RefSeq and is a predicted model, not a curated record. Bases 1 to 972 code for a protein of 323 amino acids. Lineage: Eukaryota; Metazoa; Nematoda; Chromadorea; Rhabditida; Ancylostomatidae. The transcript has 8 exons.
AUGCCGAACCUCUUCCUGAUACUCGGUACUCUGCAACUGUCUGCUAGUGCACAACAAGAAUCGUUGCCACAGUGUCAAUGUAUUCCUCCACGCACUGGGACACACGAAUGUCAACAAUACGAUUCACGAUAUCAAGCUGCAACGCUUGAGGAGGCAAUGGCAUCAUUCCCUGAUCUGUCCCUGAAUCAGGAUGAUACGGGACAUCUCACCACAUUGCAAAGUGAAGCCACCUGCCAAACACAGGAAUGCCUGGAUUGUCAGAAGGAUCUACGGAAGAAACUGGAAAGGGUAGGAUUGAUGGCUGCAACCAUAGACAGUGUCAUCCAAGCGCAAAAUACAACCAGUACAUGCAAAAAGUAUAGAUUUGCUAGGAAGGAUGAGGGAGUGUACGAGAAAAAUUUGGACCACGAUAACGAUGAUGACGAUGAUAGUGACGAUAGUAGUUCGGAUGAAGACGAGAAGAAGAAGAAGAAAAAAUGGGAAGAAGCAAGAAUGAACAUGAAACAAGCGAAUCCAAAAAUCUUCUUCUCACGAUAUUCACAUCGUCACAAGAGGCAAAUGCCGGAAUCAACUAUCGAUCCUACCACCGGGCAGACAAUAGUUGGAGAACGAUUCGUUCUAUCUUGUUCUUCCAAAGGAGUCACUACAGACACCAGUGGUACGGUAUCGCUUUGCUCUUCUUGUUGGAUAUGGAGGCGCUUGCCUAGUAACUACUCUCCGCAGUACAUAAACGAACUUGUCUGUGACGCUACCGACAGCAACUGCUUAAGCGGAUACGCCACAUGUGGAAUUGGACACCGAACGAUUGAGGUAGUCCGCAACGACAGCGGUACACUGACUACCGUAGCGCUUAGCGCCGGAUCGUACUGCGAAUGUCGUGUAGCGGUCAACUCCGCCAUUCAAUCUCUCGUCACGGGUGCAGGACUGCAAGCUACGCUGCCAGCACUCAAUUCUACUCCCGUUGGCAAAUGA